Messenger RNA from Cornus florida, 639 nucleotides. Its product is annotated as abscisic stress-ripening protein 2-like. The transcript is spliced from 2 exons. The coding region runs from base 79 to 408 and encodes 109 amino acids. Lineage: Eukaryota; Viridiplantae; Streptophyta; Magnoliopsida; Cornales; Cornaceae. The record is from RefSeq and is a predicted model, not a curated record.
UUGCAUUUGCACAACCAACACAAUUACUACACAACACAUCGAACUCACUUUAUAUAGUUGUAUUCUGCAACCACCACCAUGGCUGAGGAGAAGCACCACCUCUUCCACCACCACAAGGAGGAAGAGGAACCUGGCAUCCAUGAUGACAAGAAAGAGGAGAAGCACCACGAGCACCACGAGCACAUCGGCGAGCUUGGUUUUGCUGCUGCCGGAGCUUAUGCUUUGCAUGAGAAGCACAAGGAAAAGAAAGAUCCAGAGCAUGCCCACACGCACAAGAUAGAGGAAGAGGUAGCAGCUGCAGCUGCAGUUGGCGCUGGUGGAUUUGUUUUCCAUGAGCACCAUGAGAAGAAAGAAGCAAAGGAAGAGGAUGAAGAGUCUCGUGGAAAAAAGCAUCACCAUCUCUUUUAAUUUAACCACCCAUUCUCCUCUCUUAAUUAUCUCCUUCCUAUCUGUAUGUGUGUGACAGUGUGUGUAUUUGUGGGACUGUGUGGGACAGUGGGAUUGACUGAGCUUUUUUUUGCUUGCUGGUCACUAUGUUGACCUAGAUAAAGUGCCUGGCACUAUCUGGUUCUGCUAUUAUCUGUGUUAUGUGGAUAAUAAUAUUAAUGUUGGACGUGUUAUCAUGUAUGAUUUUCAUUA